Salmo salar (Atlantic salmon) is the source of this 978-nucleotide messenger RNA. RefSeq names its product transmembrane protein 97 (gene tmem97). NCBI's taxonomy places the organism in Eukaryota, Metazoa, Chordata, Actinopteri, Salmoniformes, Salmonidae. The record is from RefSeq and is a predicted model, not a curated record. Gene Ontology annotation, cellular component: endoplasmic reticulum.
AGGACCAAUAGAAUAGAACUAUCCAACAUGCGUUGCCACGACACUAGUCUGUCCCCCUUUUCUUUCAACGCUGUCAAAUUCGCAUGCGUUCUCGAUAAAAAUCUAAAUUAAAGCUUAGAUAGCUGUUUAUAUUUGUGGUGUGUCUUUUCUUUGAUACAAUAUGGGCAUUCUUCGUAUAUUAGAAAUUAUAUUUGUCUUUUAUUUUGCUUCUCACAUUCCUAUUACAUUAUUCAUUGAUCUUCAAGCGUUGCUUCCUGCACAGAUGUAUCCUCAACAGCUGAAAGAUGUUUUGAGAUGGUAUGGGGCUGAGUUCAGAGACCCCAUGAUGCUGGAUCCCCCCAUCUGGUUCAAGUCCUUCAUCUUCUGCGAGGCCCUGGUCCAAACCCCUUUCUUCCCCAUAGCUGCAUACGCCUUCCUGAAAGGAGGCUGCAAGUGGAUCAGGACUCCAGCCAUUGUGUAUUCCACCCACGUAGUCACCACCCUGGUCCCCAUCCUAGCCCACAUCCUCUACUACCCCUUCCCCACAGAGCCCCACCCUGGCCCCCAGACCCAGAAGGAGCGUUACACCUUGGCAGUCAUCUACGCUCCGUACCUCCUGAUUCCUCUGAUGCUGCUGUUCACCAUGCUUUUCAGCUCAGCUUAUAACAUCAACACUCAGGGAGGAAAGGGCUCAGCUAAGGCCAAGAAGAUCAAAUAAGACACUCAUUUCUAGCCUGAGUGCCAGUCUGUUUGUUCUAUUGUCCAACUCCAUUGCUGUCCUUGUCACCUGUUUGGUUUGACAAGGAGUUGGCAUGAUGGCACAAACAGAUUGGCACUCAGGCUACUAAUCCACCUGUACAUUCUGAAUCUCAAGCUCUGUCCAGGCUAUCAUACCUCUAGUCUACAGUACUCAUUUUCAUAGUGAUUUUUUUUCUUUCUCAAGUGAUGAAUUGUCAAUUGGUACAUUUCAAGUCAAUAAAACAUCAUAGGUAUGUUAAA